CUGUCCAUCCACGCAGGGAACUACCAUCAAAUCUUUCAAGACGGUCUGGAGUACAAUCUCAGUCUUGCCGAGAAAUACGGCGGUGCAGUCAAAAUUUACGCUUUGUUAGGGAAUGAACAGCUAUACGUUUCCGACCCGCGCGCUCUGCACCACAUCGUCGUGAAAGAGCAAGACGUAUACGAAGAAACUGACAUGUUCAUCAUAGGCAACAGACUCAUCUUCGGUGAAGGACUGAUCUCUACGCUCGGCGAACAACAUCGCAAACAACGCAAGAUGCUGAAUCCUGUGUUCUCUAUGGGAAAUAUGCGCGAGCUGCUUCCGACAAUACAGCCCAUUGCAAGUCAGCUCUGCGCCGUCAUUACUUCACAACUACCUAACCCAAAAGAGAUCGACUUACUACCUUUGAUAUCUCGUGGUGCGCUGGAAUACGUCGCCCAAGCGGUGUUGGGAUAUAGCUUUGGGGCCUUGGAUUCGAGUGAGACUGUCGAGUACGCAGAGGCAAUCCGAAGCUUCACGCCUGCAGCAUUACGAUUGGUCUUUCUACGCCCCUUCAUUCCAUUCAUAGUCCGAAAAUUUUCGCUCUACUGGAGGAACAAGAUGGUGGCCUGGAUUCCGGUGAAGCCGCUCAAGGACUUGAAGCGUAUAGUGGAAGUCAUGGACCGCUCUAGUCGAGCGAUAUUUGAACAGAAAAAGGCUUCCGUGGGCGAUCAUGCGGAUGACAUCACGGUUUAUCCUGCGACAAUAAAAGAUAGCGCAUUCGGCAAAAGGACGAAGGGAAGAGACAUCAUGAGCAUCAUGAGUAUGAGUGUUCAUUAUCAUCUUGACUUUUUUAUGCUUCAAUCGAGGUACUUUCACAGUGCGCGCCAAUGCCUCAUCGUCAGAGACGCCGAACUGCCUUACGAUGUUCUCAUGGGUCUACCAUUUCUCGAUGCAGUCAUCCGGGAGACCUUGAGAGUACACCCACCGACGAAUGUGUUGAGCCGGACUGCACGGAAGGCGACAACUUUACCUUUGCAAUAUCCUAUUCGUUCAUCGUCCGGGACCAAGAUCAAUGCUAUCCCUGUUCCCAAGAAUACAACUGUUAUCGUUUCCAUAUUGGCGGCUAAUCACAACCCUAAGGUCUGGGGAGAGGACGCAUCUGUCUGGAAGCCGGAGCGAUGGCUUGCUGCGUCAGGAGAGCACGCUUCGGGGACGCGAGCUGAUGUAAAAUAUCCUGGGGUGUAUGGGUCGAUGAUGACCUUCCUUGGUGGUGGCCGAGCAUGCAUCGGAUUCAAAUUUGCCGAAAUGGAGAUGAAACAAGUGAUGGCGACUCUUCUCACUGUCGUACACUUUUCGCUUCCAUCUACUCCUGACGAGACCGGUCAUAUCAAAGAGAUAUACUGGAAGACGAAUGCUGUGCAAGUCCCUGUCGUACGUCCCCCCUCUGGAGACGGUCAGACGCCGCAGGUACCAUUGGACGUUAGAUUAGUCAGGGAGGAUGAUUAUUUGUGA
Molecule: messenger RNA, 1491 nt
Organism: Stereum hirsutum FP-91666 SS1
Lineage: Eukaryota; Fungi; Basidiomycota; Agaricomycetes; Russulales; Stereaceae
Product: cytochrome P450
Exons: 10
Molecular function (GO): heme binding; oxidoreductase activity, acting on paired donors, with incorporation or reduction of molecular oxygen; monooxygenase activity
Source: RefSeq, a predicted model, not a curated record